This is a messenger RNA of Spodoptera exigua (beet armyworm), 2144 nucleotides long. The record is from the annotation of a GenBank genome assembly. NCBI's taxonomy places the organism in Eukaryota, Metazoa, Arthropoda, Insecta, Lepidoptera, Noctuidae.
AUCGAGGGCCGGCGGACGCGAGCCGACGACAGCCGAAGCACGCCGGACAUGAUUGGAAUAUGGACGUGUGGAGCGGCCGACCCGCGUUGUGCGUGCGCGCAUCGCCGCCCCUCGCCAUAGAGACAGGCGAAAAUUUCGCACUCACGUUCUUCGAAAGCAAAGAGCAAGCGCCGCCGCCGCUGCCGAAACAAGACCUUUCUACGUACUCGGCAGACAGCGCGACUUCUGGCACCGUCACAAAGGCAGCUACCCCUUGCAAGGUGUGUGGUGAUAAAGCUUCUGGCUAUCACUACGGCGUAACAUCAUGUGAGGGAUGUAAGGGGUUCUUUCGACGCAGCAUACAGAAACAAAUUGAAUAUAGGUGCCUUCGUGACGGCAAGUGUCUGGUCAUCAGAUUGAACAGGAACCGCUGCCAGUUCUGCAGAUUCAAGAAGUGCCUGGCGGUUGGCAUGAGUAAAGACUCCGUGCGAUACGGCAGAGUACCGAAGCGACCCCGAGAGCCCUCCGCAGCCGAAAGUCUGCCCGAGCCUCCCAAGCGAGCAGUUCACACCAGCGCAGCCACGUUACCCCCAACAGACCCCAUGGAAGCGGAGCUAUUAAGGCAAGAGAUGUCGAGAGAACUUGUGAAGCUCAUCACCGCAGCACACCGCGGCACCAACACCUACACCGAAGAAGUGAAGGCCACCCUGCAGCAGCGCGCCAUCGUCCUCCGUGUCGAGGACUCUGAAGGGGAAGGCAGCGGCGGCGAGGACGCGGCCUCUUCCACGACGGACCGCGCAACGGACGUGCGCUCCGUGCUCUGGCACAACAUAGCCCUCCGCAUGACUCCGGCCGUGCAGCAAGUUGUAGAGUUUGCAAAGCGGCUCCCUGGCUUCCACACACUGCCUCAAGAUGACCAACUUAUCCUGAUUAAGCUAGGGUUCUUCGAGGUCUGGUUGACCCGCAUCACCGCGCUCUCAGCUCCAGACCGCAUUGUCUUCGAGGAUGGAACCACGUUCACACAUAAUCAACUGGUUAUCACCUACGAUGCGCCAUUCGCUACGGCCAUGCUCACCUAUAUUUGGAAUAUUACUCGCAUGAACGUAACCGAAGAGGAGAUGGCAGUGUACACGGGCACCCUGCUACUCUGCCCACACCGCAACGGACUCAGCGCGGCAGACCGCAUCAGCGGGCUACAACAUGCCAUGAACGACGCGCUCCAGAAUAGUGCGGUGGCGCAUGGCGGGCCGGAGUCCGUGGCAAUAUCUCGUGCGCGCUACGAAGCCUUCGCAGCAGCCAGGAACGAGGUGCGGCUGCUGGGUACCCGACACAACGUGCUGCUGGGCUGGCCGCGCGAGCACUGGCCGCGCCUGCUGCUCCCGCCUCUCUUCUCAGAAAUUUUUGAUAUUCCGAAACAAGACGAGGACGCGAACGGGGAUCCCGCCGCGUCCUCGUCACCGGCUGGCACUGAAGCUGCUGCGGGCCCUGUCCCCAAGUCACCCCAGUCUCCGCACUCGUCGCAUCCACAAGUUCAGCAACAAGGAUAAAUAUAAAAAAAUCAAAGAGAACGCCAAUAGUAAUAAAGGCAUGACUGAUACAAUUAUUGGUAAUAUCAUUAAAGGUUUAGAAUAACUAGCGCCAAAGUUUCGCAGAAACUCUAGGGAUAGUUAUUAAAGUUGUAUUAUUCCUAAGGAUAAAUAUGACCACUAAAAGUAUUAAAAUAUUUAUAACACAAGUUUUAUAAGCAAAGAUUGUAAUUAAUCUGGUAGCUAUUCGAAUAAGCUGUUGUGCAAUGUUUGAGUGUCAGAUCUCGCAGACGUGCUUUCAGAGUGCGGUGGUUGGGUGGCGUAGCACACGUGGCACACGCCGCAGCAGAUUGCAUGUGACGCAGUGUGCACGACGCAUGCUGACCGUGCCGUAGGUAAGGUAGUCAAACGCACGACUUAGGAGCUAUCGUAUCGACCCUAGGAAUCACUAUACAUAUCGUUUUUCAACAAGUAGGUCAUUUUGAUUUUGCUAUUAUCAUUUAUUUAUUUUAAAUGUUCCUUGUUUUAGAAUAUCUUCAUUUUAAUAAAUUUACAGUAAGGUUACACGUAAUUUUUCGAAUCGUCAAAUCGUCAUAAUUUUUGGUUGAUUUCUCGUAAUAUUAAGUUGUACGUAGUACA